AAGCUAAGAACCGGAACAAACGGAAGCCGAGCUGGAUCUUAAAUCCGCUUUGAGAAAUGGCGGCCGCCGAAGAUACUAACACUACACAAAACCCCAGCGGUUCAGAGGCUCCGAAACUGUCGGAUUUACUGGACCGGGGCUGGAAGCUGUAUGAAGAGGUGGACUCCACAAACGAGCCGAGCAACUCCAACGCAGUUCAGGUGAAAGUGAAGCGCGGCAUCAUGCAGCUGGAGGAGGCGACGGGGAUGGUCAAUCAGCUCGACCUGUUCAGUCGUAAUGAGGCACUGGAGGAGAUCUCCACAGCCGACCUGAAGUACCUGUUGUUGCCGGCUCUUCUGGGAGCGCUCACCAUGAAACAGGUGAACCGCAGCAAGCGGCUGGAGCAUGUGCAGGCAGCCCGCGUCUACUUCAUGGACUUCCUCCAGAGAUGCAAGAACUAUGACAUAUGUAGUUUUCAGCUGCCCAAAACCAGUGAGAACACCGCAGAUACUCCUCCUGAGGAGCAGGUGAAUCCAUCAGCCCCCAUGCCAAUGUCACAGUCAGACCUCAUUGCCAUGGCAACACAGAGACAAGCCAAAAUUGAGAGGUUUAAUCAGCGUAAGGAGACAGAAGCUAAGCUGAGUGAGAUCAGGGGGCUGGUUGAAUCUGGUUCAGCCGAUGAAGAGGUGGUGAGAGAUUUUUACCUGCUGCAUGUGCGCAGGUGGGUCACCCUGGCCCUCGAGGAGAUCGAAUCUAUCAACCAGGAGAUUGAGAUUCUGAAACGGAUGGAGCUUUUCAAGCAGAGCAUGCCCCAGCCAUCUCCACCUAAAAGACCGCCUAUGAAGCCUUUUAUCCUGACUAAGGAUGCUGUGCAGGCAAAAGUGUUUGGUGCAGGCUAUCCCAGUCUUUCUACCAUGACAGUGGAUGAAUGGUAUGAGCAGCACCGGCGGCAAGGAUGUUUACCUGACCAGGGCAUCCCACGCAGUGCAGCAAAUGACGAUGCAGAGGAAGAUGAGAGAGCAGAAAGAGAGAGGAAGGAAGAGAAUGAUGAUGGAGAGGCACUGCAGAAGGCACGUGACUGGGACGACUGGAAGGAUACACACCGGAGAGGAUAUGGCAACCGCAAAAACAUGGGCUGAUCUGAUUUCACUCAAGCACACACAUGUAUGCGCAUCCCUUCAGUUCCCACAAAUAAACCUCCCAAUGCUGCCAAUAUGUGACAUGGACACAACAGAGAGUGGCGCUGUAGUGCUUAGUUAAAUUGGUUACUUAUAGUUUUUUUCUAAAUCGAGUUUGAGUAUUUGACAUUCUUUUAUAUGUCUCUAGAUAAAUCUUAAAUCUUGGUGAGUUUAAAUAAGACCAUAAACCCCUGAGCAUUUAUGGAGAUGGAUGUUUGGGCCUUUUUGCAUCAUUUCAUGUCACCUUUUCCUACAUGAAUAAAAUGUUGUCUUUUCAUGGAUGUUGUUUUGAGUGCAGCAUUUCUCCAGAAGUGUUCUCUGUACUGUCAGCAUUUAAAGUCUAAAUCAGUUGACUCAGAAGGACAUUAUCACACACAUAAUUACACCUCAUGUGCUGUUUGAUUUGAAGCCAUUUAAGACUGCAUGUCCGUUAAGUGUUAGCCAAUAUUUCUAGACCUCGUUGUUGGUUACAGAUGAGAUGCUUCAGUGAAGACGGUUCAGCAAGAGCAUUUAGCACCAAUAGCAGCACUUGAGUGGAUCUGGCAAUGUGGUUUAGAAUUGCUGAAGAAACCGUGUGGGACAUUGAAACAAACUGUCUAGACUGCCUUUUUUUCUGAAAUGUAUUUAUUAUCUGGCAAUGCUGCUUUUCUUUUGGAAAACUCUUUGUAAGGUCAACUUCCAGUUCUUCAGUAAACAUAAACAGCAUAACUAAUGGAGAGACUUUAAAUAAAUAAAACAUUUACAUGAAUUUA
Messenger RNA from Carassius gibelio (silver crucian carp), 1909 nucleotides. RefSeq names its product immunoglobulin-binding protein 1. Gene Ontology annotation, biological process: regulation of signal transduction; regulation of dephosphorylation. Gene Ontology annotation, molecular function: protein phosphatase 2A binding. NCBI's taxonomy places the organism in Eukaryota, Metazoa, Chordata, Actinopteri, Cypriniformes, Cyprinidae. The transcript has 6 exons. The record is from RefSeq and is a predicted model, not a curated record. Bases 57 to 1118 code for a protein of 353 amino acids. Gene Ontology annotation, cellular component: cytosol.